UUCAACUAUCCUUUAUUCCUUUCCAACACAAAACAGAGCACAAUCACCGAAAAGACCAAACUAACCUCCCUCUUUCUCUCUCUUUCUCUCUGUUCAUCGGAAUAUUCUCUGCCAUGUCAGAUCCAACGCAAAACCACGCCUCCGCGCACCACCAGCCCAGCCGCUUGCAGAGGCGCGCUCCGUCGUCACUCCAGAUAAACCGCGCCGUCGACUGGAACGUCGCCAUCCCUCUCCUCUCACCGCUCACUUCGUCGCCGACCACGCAGCAACCAGAUCAUCCGAAGCCGCAGGAUCCGCCGCAGCGCCACCACGACUCCCCCGCUGAGAAGAAGACCGCGGCGGCGGCUUUCAUGAAGUGGCAGCACCCGGCGGCUCCCUUCUUCUACGAGCCCGCUCCAGGGGUGCCUUCGUUCGUUCCCGUGUAGAUAGGAAGAAAAAAAAUAAUAUAGAAGAAAUGAGAGAAAAUAUUCUAAUGGUUCAUAAUUAGGCGAGGAUCAAGAUCUAACGGUGUAUGAUGUUUCCUCUUUUUUUUUUUCGGUGUUUGGGAAUAGGCUUUAGCUCAAUUUUUGCAUACAGAGGAUUGCGAUUCCUCAGUGUGUUUCUUGUUUCUUUUGUUACUUUUAAGCUUUUUCCCCCUUCUUUGUUAAUUUCUAUGGGGCCAAAAUUAAAAUAAUAAAAAAUAAUUAAAAAAACUUCACAGUUU
Molecule: messenger RNA, 703 nt
Organism: Arachis stenosperma
Lineage: Eukaryota; Viridiplantae; Streptophyta; Magnoliopsida; Fabales; Fabaceae
Exons: 1
Coding region: 114-425 (103 amino acids)
Cellular component (GO): cytoplasm; nucleus
Source: RefSeq, a predicted model, not a curated record